GCGGUCGAGUCCCAAAGGGGGCUUUGCCCGCGCGACGUAAGCGUCCUGCUCGAGCGCAGGAAACGCGCUGAGAACACAACUGGCUCGCGAAGCGAAGUGGCAACAUCCUAACGCACCGUGCCGAUCGAGCUAACUCGACACUGUCAAACGUGACAGAUUUAAUCCAUCUUUGAAGGAUAUCAACGAUGUGGCGGAGGAUUUUUGCAGUUAUGAACAUGUGAAGGCAUUUCUGGAAACUGAACAAACUUUUUUAUUUUUUCGAUCGCAGUUUAUUGCUGGACAGGCGAAAUGGAAUGCGAUUUUUCAAGCUCUGAGCGCAUAAAUAUGGAUACCUGCUUGCGGCGCUUGAAGCAGGAACUGCUGUCCAUGAAGGAGGCGGGCGAUGGGCUGUUUGCGCAGAUGAACUCCAUGAUGGGGGCCCUCCAGGAGCUGAAGCUGCUGCAGGUGCAGACGGCGCUGGAGCAGCUGGAGAUAUCCCAGAAGCCCCGGCCGUGUCCCCCCCCAGCGGAGACGCGCGUCUCCAGCCCCGCCCCGGAGACAGAGGCGCCCCCCAGCUGGGGGGAGCAGAGGCGGGGCCUACACCGCAACAGCCUGGACACGUCCCCCUCCAUGUCGAGUCUGGAGAGCGGGACCAGCGCUUCCUCUGCCUCCUCCUCCUCUUCUUCCUCCUCCUCCUCCGCCGCCUCCUCCUCCUCCUCCUCCUCGGGGAGCUCCUGUGAAAGCGGUACAUCGCAGGAGGGCAGCAGCCCCCCGAGCCCUCUGAACCGCACUUUCCAGAAGCAGCACCCCCCGCCUCAGCUGGCCCCCAUCGACCUGCCCGGGAUCCUGUACAGCCUGUCCCGCGAGGGCCCGUCCCGGGACUGCGAGUUCCCACAGGACGGCGCAGAGGACGACUCCAGCGACUGGACGUCCUCGCUGAUGAGCGGCAGCCGCACCCGCCAGCCGCUGGUCCUGGGCGACAACGUCCUGGCCGACCUGGUGGGCAACUGGCUGGACCUGCCCGAGCUGGAGAAGAAGGGCCGCGGGAAGGGGGCGGAGAAAGGGGCGGGGAAAGGGGCGGGGCACGGGAAAGGGGCGUCGGCCAAGCCGCCGCUGCAGCGCAGCCGCUCCGAGGAGCUCGGCAGGAAGUUCUCGCUCACCGCCGGCAUCUUCAGGAAGUUCCUGCGCAGCGUGCGGCCCGACAGGGACAAGCUCCUGAAGGAGAGGCCGGGCUGGAUGCCCCUGGACGACCCCGACGCCGAGCUCUUCAAGAGGCCCAAGAAAGCGCCCAAGCCCAAGGCCUCCUUCUACCCCUUCCGGACGAGCGCGCAGCAGGGCAAGGGGCGGCCGAGCGCCCGUCCGCCGGGCGAGAGGAGGGGCCAGAGCUCGGCCAUUUACAUCGACAGGGUGCGGUCCAUCCAGGUCAUGGGGCACGCUCAGCCCAUGAUCUACGAUUUCGAUACAGCGGUCUGGGUGUGAGCCCUCUCCGGAUUAUUUAAAGGAGAUCAGAGAAGCACAUGUUUACAGACUGAAAGACUGCAGGAGCUACAGACUGCCAUACUGCCGUUUUUCUACAGCAGGAAUAACACUAAAAACACAGGACCUCUCCUGCCCCACUGCAGUAACAGAAUCCCCUCUUUGUUGUUGACGGUUCUUCCUUGCAUGAUUAUGGACCUCAUCCUAACCAGUCCCAUGCCCCUGUUAAGGCUGACUCACGUACAGUUCUGUACUGAUGGUCUGCCAGCACAGGAGUGCAUCACAGGCUGACCCCUCCACCCACAGAACCUGCUGUAGUUGUCCGUUCAUAGUGUGCCGUGCGUCUUGUUCUCAGAACCGUUCAGAACUGCUUGAACUAGUCCAAGAUGCUUGGGCAUUCGCAGGUUGCUCCCUGGCUACACUGUCCUGCAGGCCAGCUCCAUGUCAUCCUCAACCCCCCCACCAGGAGUGCUACAGUGGAUCCAGCCACACCAGGUUUAACCGUUUACAGGGCGAGAUGUUUCGGAAUGUUCCAAGUCAGUCUUCUAGAAUGCCAUUGUUUCAAUAACCAGUAGUGAUUGUGACAUCAUCACUGGAAUGAUCAGUUAAGAACAUUCUAAUCGUAUAUUUGUGAUCUCACACCUUAAAGGGUUAAAAAAAAAGAUUCUCCGACGUGUUCCGACAAGCGCCACACACCCACUCUGCCAGAGCAGCGUUAAAAUGCGUCGUGUCACCCAAGCCAACCUCGAAUCAAUCCGCCGGCGGUUCUCCUGUGUGACGCUGUGUACGGUCUCCCGCGGAAACGCCAGGCGCCAUCUGUUUGCUGGCGGUUAUGUAAGCGCCAAUCCAGCAGAGCGUGCGAGGGACGCGGCGUGGGCUCUAAUCUGGCGGAAGCCACGUUGCCGACGGUUACGUGAGCAGAGUCACGGAGUGGGGGGGGGGGGGAGGACUCGAGCGCUUUUCCCUGUCCCCCGUGUGCACAGAAAACCGGUCAUGAACACAGAUCUCAUCACCACAGCCUGUUCUUUUACUGCAGAAACAGCGACCGUCCUUCUCUCUGCACUUUACGGUACUCAGUCCUACACAUCAUAUCCAGGACACCUCACACAAUCCCACCUGCCUGCUUCGCACUACCACCAAGUUAUGCAGACAAUGAAACACUGUACCAUACAUGCAGUCUGAUGUGACUGGAGGAAUAGGUCUAACAGCAACACGUGGGCUGAAGUUGAGGGCAAGGAUUUGAAUGGUCAUAGUAACCAUGCGCAAGAUAUUUAUCCUGAGUCGUUUCACAGAAAAAGCUGUCUGCACCUGCAUAAAUGGUCAUAUACAAUGUGAGCUUACAAGCUGCACUGAAUUUACAGAGCAAACGAACAUCUGUGCUGUGAGAUGGAUAAAGAGCAUCACUCCUCACCAGAGCGAGCCGUCAGAAGCACCACUGCGGUGGCAGGGAACCUGCCUGA
Molecule: messenger RNA, 2915 nt
Organism: Anguilla anguilla (European eel)
Lineage: Eukaryota; Metazoa; Chordata; Actinopteri; Anguilliformes; Anguillidae
Product: PAK4-inhibitor INKA2-like
Exons: 2
Coding region: 289-1458 (389 amino acids)
Cellular component (GO): nucleus
Molecular function (GO): protein serine/threonine kinase inhibitor activity; protein kinase binding
Source: RefSeq, a predicted model, not a curated record